Molecule: messenger RNA, 1860 nt
Organism: Morone saxatilis (striped sea-bass)
Lineage: Eukaryota; Metazoa; Chordata; Actinopteri; Moronidae
Gene: mgat4b
Product: alpha-1,3-mannosyl-glycoprotein 4-beta-N-acetylglucosaminyltransferase B
Exons: 7
Biological process (GO): protein N-linked glycosylation
Cellular component (GO): endoplasmic reticulum; Golgi stack; endoplasmic reticulum-Golgi intermediate compartment
Molecular function (GO): acetylglucosaminyltransferase activity
Source: RefSeq, a predicted model, not a curated record
UGUCCCUGCCGGCAUUUUUCUGAUUAUCCACUGAGCAGCCUGUUAUUAUAUCUCACUGUGUGUGUGUGUGUGUGUGUGUGUGUGUGUGUGUGUGUUACAGGAAGACAAACACUUUUUCUUGUUGAUAAUCUUUGUCUCCUCCUCCUCCUCCUCUUCCUCAUCCUCCUCCUCUUCCUCAGGUGGAGGACGAAGCAGAACCUGGACUACUGUUUCCUGAUGAUGUACGCUCAGACUAAAGGAACUUACUACGUCCAGUUAGAGGAUGACAUUGUCGCUCGUCCGAACUACUUCACCACCAUGAAGAACUUUGCGCUGCAGCAGCCGCUGGAGGAGUGGAUGAUCCUCGAGUUUUCUCAGCUCGGAUUCAUCGGUAAGAUGUUCAAGUCUUUGGACCUGUCACUUAUCGUAGAGUUCAUGCUGAUGUUCUACAAAGACAAACCCAUCGACUGGCUGCUGGACCACAUCAUGUGGGUCAAAGUGUGCAACCCGGAGAAGGAUGCGAAACACUGCGACAGGCAGAAAGCCAACCUGAGGAUUCGCUUCAAACCGUCUCUCUUCCAGCAUGUGGGCACCCACUCCUCUCUGGCUGGAAAAAUACAGAAACUCAAGGAUAAGGACUUUGGGAAACAGACCCUCCAUAAGGGUCACGCCAACCCGCUGGCAGAGGUGACGACCAGCCUGAAGACCUACCAGCACUUCACCCUGGAGAAAGCCUACCUGGGGGAGGACUUCUUCUGGGCCUUCACCCCAGUGGCUGGGGACUUCAUACGGAUACGAUUCUUCACACCUGUCCGCAUCGAGAGGUAUUUCUUUCGGAGCGGAAACAUUGAACAUCCAGGAGACAAACUUUUCAACACAUCAGUGGAGGUUCUGCCAUUUGAUAAUAUCCAGGCAGACAAGGAGGCCUUGACAGAAGGGAGGGAGAAAACGCCAAAGUACCAUCGGACAGAGGACGGAUUCAUCAGAAUAGGUGAGACCAGUGUGGAGUAACAUGUUACUUUAACUCCACUGCUUUUGGGCGUAACUAGUAACACAACUAAUUACGUUUUCAAAUUAAAUAACGAAUUUACAAUUACCAUUAUUAGUGGACAACUGCAGAAGACGGCAGACAAACGCAGCACGUCUUGUGGUGGCCCAGACAUUUCAGUCCAUCCUUCAAAUAAUUACUGAUUACCUCACGACUGUAGCAAAGCUCAGCUGAUGUUUACAUCUUCUUCUGAAUCCUCCUGUCUACUAACCAAGACAUUAACUGUACCUAACAACACUAAAAUAAUAUAACAGACGUUUAAGAGUAACUCAAAAGUUACUUUCUCUAUUAACUACUUAAUUUCAUAUGCAGUCAUUUGUUAAGUUUACUUUUGAAGAGAAGUAACUAGUAACUAAUUUGCAGUAACUGCAGGUUGAAUCCCCACAUCAGCUGCUGAAGAGUCCAUAAGCUAAACAAGCUGCUCAGUGACUAUCGGUCUGUCUCAGAAUAAUAUGGUAGAAACUUUUUGUUUAUUUUUUUACUGGAAGACAAAUUUAACUUAUUCAUUUAGAUGUGGGCGCUGUGAAACACCAUGUGGUAUUUCAGUAUGAGACUUCAGAGACAAUAAUUGAUAAUAUUGAAUCAGCUCCCUGCAAGGGGCCGAGCCAGCAGGAAUGAGGAGUCAAAAAGCUGUUUUUAUUUACCCAAAACUGAAAGAAACAGGUUAUAAAAUAUGCAACUAAAUCUAAACUCAGGCUGUGGUAACUGAAGAUAAAACUAAACACAAAAGGGUCAUGUGGCUGCUGUUGUCGCUGCUUGUUGUCCCCCAUCGUUGCUGUUGUCGUCGUCAUCAUCUUCUUCAUGUUCAUCAUCAGUCACUACUAUUACUAUUA